Molecule: messenger RNA, 312 nt
Organism: Aspergillus niger
Lineage: Eukaryota; Fungi; Ascomycota; Eurotiomycetes; Eurotiales; Aspergillaceae
Exons: 2
Coding region: 1-312 (103 amino acids)
Source: RefSeq, a predicted model, not a curated record
AUGUGGUUUGAUAAGUUUCGACAUCCGUUCGCCCUUGAAGUUUGGACCCUGCUGACCUUGGCCCCCCACGAACAAAUCGGGUAUCUGACACCCAAAUGGGGGGAUGUGCAUCAAGGAAAGUUGCCUCCAUCGCAGACUAAGAAAAAGGCUCCGGUGGUCAAGAGAAUAGGAGAGAAACGGAGAGACAUUUCUUCAUCUGAUCGCAGGCUAAGAACACCUAAUAGUAUCGGUGCCACCGAGAGGGCAUCCAGCCCACCUACCCGACUAAGUAAUAGCAGUGGCUGUAUUUCCCGUCUGGUUAGUGGCACUUGA